UUAAAAUUGAAAGAGUUCCGUGUGCCAGAUGAUUAAAUUUUCCUUCUUCUUCUUCUUUGUCGUCUUUUUUUGGCUUAUAAUUCAAGACUGAAAAUCGAAGCUCGAAUUCCGUCGCCAUAAUAUACAGCGAAAAGUGAAACUUGUGUGGCUUUUGUUUUGACCAUUAAUCAUUUGAUUGCAUGUGGUGUACUGUAUGGAGACCAAUGAUGGUAGAGUUGUAUAUUCUUCGCUUUCUAAGAUAGAAAAAAGGGAGAAUGGUCAAUUUCAUUAUGAGGAUGAUGACUAUAGAGAACCUGUAUGGGAUGUGUUGGAAGACAAGAAAACCUACCCAACAGGCAUAAAAUCCUCCAAAAAAGAUUAUACAUACCAGUUUCCACUUCAAUCUGAAGACUUUAUUCAUGAAGGAUAUGAUUCAGGUGAGGAUCAAUGUUACUCUAUGCAAAGUAAUAAUAUGCCUCCUGAGGUGAACUUGAAAAAUGUGAUGAAUGGGAUAUUUGCAAUCAUAACUGGGCGGAACAAAGCUCCAAGUGUUUCCACGACUCAGCAAGAGUCCAGUUCAAAUGUUUCAUUUCUUGGAUCUGGGAAGAAUGGGGAUACAUACUUGCACUCCUCGGUGUACACACCGAGUGCGCCACCCCUUCUUGGGUCCGAUGGGAUUAGAUACAGUGCUUACAAAGAGGUUUUGGAAGCUGAUCCACCAGAGUGGCUUCCUGAUAGUUCUACUACCGUGUGCAUGCAGUGCACUGCUCCUUUUACAGCGCUCACGCUUGGUAGACAUCAUUGUCGGUUUUGUGGAGGGAUUUUCUGUAGAACAUGCACUAAGGGGAGGUGUUUGUUACCUGUGAAGUUUAGGGAGCGGAAUCCUCAGAGGGUGUGUGAUGCCUGCUAUGAUAGACUUGAUCCUUUACAAGGAAUUCUUAUUAACUCUAUUAGCAAUGCUGUGCAAGUGGCAAAACAUGAUGUUGUGGAUUGGACAUGUGCAAGGGGAUGGCUUAACCUUCCAGUUGGUUUGUCAAUGGAAUAUGAGAUAUACAAAGCUUCUAAUACAUUAAGAAACUACCGACAGGUUGCUGCAUUGAAUUCUGAGAGGUCAAUACCCUUAGCUGUUCUGAAAGGAGCCAAAGGCCUUGCAAUCUUAACGGUUGCUAAAGCCGGUGUGCUAGUUUCUUACAAACUUGGCACUGGUUUGGUUGUUGCUAGAAGGUCAGAUGGCUCCUGGUCUGCUCCAUCAGCCAUAUUCUCAGCUGGUUUAGGGUGGGGUGCUCAGAUUGGGGGUGAACUCAUGGACUUCAUAAUUGUACUCCAUGAUUCAAAAGCUGUGAAGACAUUUUGUAGUCGCAUGCAUUUUUCUCUUGGUGCUGGUUGCAGUGCUGCGGCAGGGCCGGUUGGGAGAGUGCUGGAAGCAGAUGUUCGGGCCGGAGACAGAGGUUCUGGCAUGUGCUAUACUUACAGUUGUAGCAAAGGUAAUUUUUAUUGCUAAUGGCAAGUUUAUUAA
Messenger RNA from Pistacia vera, 1495 nucleotides. Its product is annotated as lateral signaling target protein 2 homolog. NCBI's taxonomy places the organism in Eukaryota, Viridiplantae, Streptophyta, Magnoliopsida, Sapindales, Anacardiaceae. The transcript has 4 exons. Gene Ontology annotation, molecular function: metal ion binding; phosphatidylinositol binding. The record is from RefSeq and is a predicted model, not a curated record. Bases 194 to 1480 code for a protein of 428 amino acids.